AUGAACCGCCUCCUCCGUCGCUCUCGCUCCGCCGACUUCGACUCGCCGGCGGCACCUACGCGACCCUUCGCCGCGGUUCCCCUGACCGCCGCGCCCCCCGCGGCCGUCCACGCUCCCGCCGUGGCCGCCCCAGCUCCGACCACGGCCUUCCCCAACCCCGCCGCGGUCCCCGCGGCCCGUCCAUCCCGGCUCGUGCCGGACGUCGUCCGCGGCAAGGCGCCCGUCCCCGAGGCCGCUCCCUCUUCCUCGACCACUGCGGCUCACGGGCUCCACCUCGCCGAGGCCCCGGCGCCACCUCCUGUGGGCUCCCUUUGCACCGCGGGCAGCGUCCCCGUCCCGCCAGUCCACCACGGCGCCAUGAUCCCGCGCCUCUCCACGCCCGACGCCGGCUCCUCCUUCGCUCCCGCCGGCCUGCCGUCUUCGAUCGCGCAUCACUUCCAGUCCAAACUGGACUUAGAGUCCGGUAACUAUACAAAGUGGCUUCAUCUCUUUUAUGUCAUCUGCUGUAAACACAAAGUGCAGCAUCAUCUCGACGAGGCCGCCGCCCCGCUGCAUGAGAGCGCGGUCUGGCGCAAUGAUGACCUAACCAUAGUCCCGUGGUUCUAUGGGGUCGUCGCCGACGAGCUGAUGGACGUCGCCGCUUCCCCGGCGAGCACCGCCUUCGACAUCUGGUCCCAGCUGCACCUGAUCUUCCGCGACAACCAAGCAGGUCGCGCCGUGAUCCUCAGCGCCGAGUUCCGCAACUUGGUGCAGGGGGAUCUCUCCGUCGCCGAGUACUGUCGGCGCCUCCGGACCCUCGCCACCGAGCUCUCCGAGGUCGGCGAGCGCGUUACCGACCAGACCCUGACUCUGCAGCUGAUCCGUGGGCUGAACCGCAAGUUCCACGUCAUGGCAACUCUCCUCCCGAUGCAGUCGCCCUUCCCCACGUUCGCGUAG
Molecule: messenger RNA, 936 nt
Organism: Aegilops tauschii subsp. strangulata
Lineage: Eukaryota; Viridiplantae; Streptophyta; Magnoliopsida; Poales; Poaceae
Source: RefSeq, a predicted model, not a curated record